Messenger RNA from Onychomys torridus (southern grasshopper mouse), 3542 nucleotides. RefSeq names its product transforming growth factor beta 3 (gene Tgfb3). Gene Ontology annotation, cellular component: extracellular region. Bases 1239 to 2471 code for a protein of 410 amino acids. NCBI's taxonomy places the organism in Eukaryota, Metazoa, Chordata, Mammalia, Rodentia, Cricetidae. The transcript has 7 exons. Gene Ontology annotation, biological process: SMAD protein signal transduction; regulation of cell population proliferation; BMP signaling pathway. Gene Ontology annotation, molecular function: cytokine activity; growth factor activity; type III transforming growth factor beta receptor binding. The record is from RefSeq and is a predicted model, not a curated record.
UUCAAAUGGGCUCGGCUUUUCCUGUGCCUGUUUAAAACAUUAAAACCGUGUAGCAAGAGAGGCUGCGUGCGCUGGUCCCUCCCUCCCUCCCCCACCCCAGGCCGAGACGUCAUGGGAGGGAGGUAUAAAAUUUCAGCAGAGAGAAAUAGAGAAAGCAGUGUGUGUGCAUGUGUGUGUGUGAGAGAGAGAGAGGGAGGGAGGAGAGGGAGAGAGAAGAAGAGAGGGAAGGAGAGGGCCGAGUGUAGUAGGGGACUGAACCACAGAGAGGCAAGACACCCAGAGGCUUGCCGAGGAAGGAGUACCGGCUGUCCGGAGUCAGCUGUGCGGUGAAUCGGCUUCGAUUUUUUUUUUUUCCUCCCUAACGAGACGCAAGGGACAAGAGCCAUGGCCGAGGGAGAAGACAAGCUAAGAUGCUGGUGACUGUGGGUCCAAGUGGAUUAUCCGAGCUGUCUCCAGGAGGCCUGCCCUCCCUGCUUGCCAGUUGCACAUAAUCCCUCGUCCCAGCCAAUGAAGAGGAGAGGCAGCGUGAACAGAGUCAUUUAGAAAGCCCCCAGGAAGUGUAAACAAAAGAGAAAGCAUGAAUGGAGUGCCCGGCAGACAAGUGUGUCCUGCACUGCCCCCACCUUUAGCGGGGCCUGCGGCUGCCCAGCCCUGCCUCUCCCCACAUACCCACUGGUGAUUUUUUUUUUUUUAAACAAACAUUUUUGUCUUUUCUUUUCCAUUCUCUUUUCUUCUUCUUCUUCUUCUUCAGGGCAAGGCAAAGAUUCUGAUUUUUGGGACCCAGCCAUGGCCCUUCUGCACUUUCUUUAAAAUACCCACUUUCUCCUCAUCGCCAAGCAGCGUUUGGCAAUAUCAGAUAUCCGCUCUAUUUAUUUUUACCUAAGGAAAAACUCCAGCUCUCUUCCCACUCCCAGCUGCCUUCCCACCCCUCCCAACCCUCGGCUUGCCCUCCACCUGGCCUGCUGGGAGUCAGAGCCCAGCAGAACCUGUUUAGACAUAUGGACAAGAAUCCCAGCGCUCCAUCGCACACAGUCCGCUACUUCGUCCCGCUGGGGUUGCCAGCGCUUCCUGGGAGUCCCGAAGCCCUCACAGUGCAGUGAGUUCAUGCACCCUCUUGCCAAGCCUCAGUCUUUGGGAUCUGGGGAGGACGCCUGGUUUUCCUCCCUCUUUCUACUGGGGUCUCCUCCUUGCCAGGCCUCCCCCGCCCCCUGGCCUCGCUUCUGGGCUCACACAGGAAGAUGCACUUACAAAGGACUCUGGUGGUCCUGGCCCUACUGAACUUGGCCACAGUGAGUCUCUCUCUGUCCACUUGCACCACCCUGGACUUCGGCCACAUCAAGAAGAAGAGGGUGGAAGCCAUUAGGGGACAGAUCUUGAGCAAGCUCAGACUCACCAGUCCCCCUGAGCCAUCUGUGAUGACCCACGUCCCCUACCAGGUCCUGGCACUUUACAACAGCACCCGGGAGUUGCUGGAAGAGAUGAAUGGGGAGAGGGAGGAAGGCUGCACUCAGGGGAACACCGAGUCGGAGUACUAUGCCAAAGAGAUCCAUAAAUUCGACAUGAUCCAGGGGCUGGCGGAGCACAAUGAGCUGGCUGUCUGCCCCAAAGGGAUUACCUCUAAGGUUUUUCGCUUCAACGUGUCCUCAGUGGAGAAAAAUGGAACCAAUCUGUUCCGGGCAGAGUUCCGGGUCUUGCGGGUGCCCAACCCCAGCUCCAAGCGCACCGAGCAGAGAAUUGAGCUCUUCCAGAUACUUCGACCGGAUGAGCACAUUGCCAAGCAGCGCUAUAUCGGUGGCAAGAAUCUGCUCACGAGGGGCACUGCCGAGUGGCUCUCUUUCGAUGUCACUGACACUGUGCGGGAGUGGCUGUUGCAGAGAGAGUCCAACUUGGGUCUGGAAAUCAGCAUUCACUGUCCAUGUCACACCUUUCAGCCCAAUGGAGACAUACUGGAAAAUGUUCACGAGGUGAUGGAGAUCAAAUUCAAAGGCGUGGACAAUGAAGAUGACCAUGGCCGGGGAGACCUGGGACGCCUCAAGAAGCAGAAGGAUCACCACAACCCUCACCUGAUCCUCAUGAUGAUUCCUCCACACCGACUCGACAGCCCGGGCCAGGGCGGGCAGAGGAAGAAGCGGGCCCUGGACACUAAUUACUGCUUCCGCAACUUGGAGGAGAACUGCUGUGUGCGCCCCCUCUACAUUGACUUCCGGCAAGAUCUGGGCUGGAAAUGGGUCCACGAACCUAAGGGUUACUAUGCCAACUUCUGCUCAGGCCCUUGCCCGUACCUCCGCAGUGCAGACACAACCCACAGCACGGUGCUGGGACUGUACAACACCCUGAACCCAGAGGCAUCGGCCUCUCCAUGCUGUGUGCCGCAGGACCUGGAGCCCCUGACCAUCCUGUACUACGUCGGCAGGACCCCCAAGGUGGAGCAGCUGUCCAACAUGGUGGUAAAGUCGUGCAAGUGCAGCUGAGGCCAGCCUGCGACAGCGGAGGGAGAAGGGCCACCACUGACUGCUGCUCCUUGGGAAACCAAAGCGACAGACCUUGCUCUAGAGGCCUGGAGCCCACAAGCCCUGGCUCCUGGCGAAUGGCCGAGAGGGAGGCUUCCUUCUGGAACAUUUCUUUCUGCUAGCUCUGAGAAUCACUGUGGUAAAGAAAGUGUGGGUUGGUUAGGGGAAGGCAAACUCUUGAGAACAUGGCAUUUCUGUGGUGUGGACAGAGGUGGUGGGAUAGAGGAGAAGGAACAGUGAGUCGACGUGGUGUGUGGCAAUGGGACUCGGGCUACCCUAGGGAGGAGGUAGGGUAGCGUGGUUAGGUGAGGGCCAGAUUGGAAGGCUCUUCAGAUCUGAGGUCAGCUUUGUCCACUGAAGUACCAUAUCUGCUCUAGGGGAUCGGGAUGUUGUUUAGAGGAGGCAAGCAUUUUUUUUUUUUUUUUUAAGAUAGGUUAUCAAGACAAUGUCCCCCCAGAAUCCUAUUUUGCACUGCCUAGGAUUAAGGACAAUCUGUUCUUUUUGCAAACUGUCCUCUCACACCAAUCAUGAGUCAUGACAGAUAAUGCAAUUAGUUUCUGGACUAGCAACUAACUAUCUCGGGUCCCCUGGAGAUGCUGAACUCAAAAGCCAAGGUCAGAAUCUGGUCUCUUGUGUCUUCCCCUGGGGCCCCUCCUUUUGCCUCCUUCCUUGGUCAUAUUUCCCCGUGGACGUUUGGCUAGACACCUUCCAGGUCAGGGUUCACUCUCUGGAUUCUGGGUCCAUGCAGCCUGGGGCAUCAGGGAUCAUUUCCCUCUUACCCUCUUAGACUCCAUGCUCCCCUGGUGUUCCUGGAAGCAGGUGCUACAUGCAAGAGCAUCCAGGGAGGCUGCACGUGUCUGACACCAUGGCUUGGCCCCGGAUGCACAGACUGAGGUAUAAAGACAAACACAAAUAUUACUCUCAAAUCUUUGUAUAAAUAAAUAUUUUUGGGGAAUCAUGGAUGAUUUCAUCUUCUGGAAGGUUGCUUCUAGAACAGUAAAAACCUCAUUCUAAGGUCUAUGUUGGACUCCA